Messenger RNA from Dictyostelium purpureum, 1980 nucleotides. RefSeq lists its product as uncharacterized. NCBI's taxonomy places the organism in Eukaryota, Evosea, Eumycetozoa, Dictyosteliales, Dictyosteliaceae. Bases 318 to 1670 code for a protein of 450 amino acids. The transcript is spliced from 3 exons. The record is from RefSeq and is a predicted model, not a curated record.
AUCAUUAUCACUAUUAUUAUCAAAUUUUUUUAAAAAGAUUUCUAUUGGAUAAAGGGGGAAAAGAAAAAAAAAAAAAAGUUUGGAUCUCAUUUUUUUUUUUUUUUUAUUAAUAAAUAAUCAAAAUCAACAACACAAUCACUAUCAUCAUAAUAAUCAAAUCAAACACCAACAUCAUCAUCUUUAACAAUAACACAUUAAAAAAAAAAAGUUUGUGCUUUGAGUAUAAAAAUGGAAAAAAAUAAACUUCAAUAACAAUAACAGUAACAAAUUUAGAUAGAAAGGCGAUAUAACAACUUUUCAAACAAAAAUUAAAAAGGAUGUCAACACCAACAAGUCAGAGAAUGAAAGGAAAUGGAACUCACCAUAACAUCCAACUCCCAAGAACAAUGAUCGAAGAUCCGUUAUCACCCCCAACCCAAGAAAGCCAAUCAUAUAGUAACAAUAAUAGUUUCUAUGAAGAAAUUGUAGAUGAUGCAAUGGUUCAAAAUCAUCACAAUAAUCAUCACUCCUUCAACAAUCAUGGCCAUAACAAUAAUCAUUUAAAUAACUCAUUAAUAAACUAUUUAGAUGAGGAAGAAGCUAAUGAUUACUAUGAUGAUGCAGAAGACUAUGAAGAAAUGGGUGAUGGUAGUAGUGGUGGUGGUGUUUCAGAUUCCGACUAUGGCCAUGGAAAUUCAUCAAGCUCUAAAGCUGGAAGUAGAAAUAGAGAAAUUUGGAUAAAUCCAAAUAUCGAAUUAAUGUUGAGAAUUGCUCUAAGCACACCAAAAAACCCAUACUAUUACCACAACAUUGCUAAAAAAUUAGAAGAAUGUGUUGGACGCAAUAUCUCGGAAAAAUUGGUACGUUCUCAAAUGACUAAUCUUCUUGGUAAAAAUUCGAAAUUUUUUAAACAUCCAUAUAGAGAAAUUAAAUCGAAACCAGGAAUCCCAAAAUCACUCAUCAAUUCUCAUAAUAUAAGAGAAAAACAAAUUUGGGAAAGUUGUAAAAACUUAAUUACCGAAAUUAAAUCUAGUCCAAAUUAUUAUUCAAUUAGUAACUUUAGCCAAGGUCACUCAAAUCACAGUGGCUCAAGCAAUACUAAUAGCAACAACAACAAUUCGGGUCAACAAUCUGCAUCUUCUUCCUCCUCCUCUUCCCCAUCAUCACUUUCAUCGUCCCAUAGUUCUAAUAUUCAUUUUUCAAAUCAAGGACAUUCUUUAAAAUUAUCCAGUGGUGGUAGUCCAGCUAGUAGUUCUAAUAACUCAUCCUCAUCCACUCAUUCAUCUUCAUCAUCAAUAAUGAAUGGUUUAAGUGGUAGCGGCAGUGCUGGUAGUUCAAACUAUUCUUAUCCAUCACCCCCACUUUCAGAAAACCAUUUACAAUUAUCUUUACCAUCUUCAAAAUCAAAUAAUAAUAUGAAUAAUAGUUCAAACAGUGUAAAUAAUAAUAACAACUAUAAUAAUUUUAACUUAAAUCACCAUCAACAACAAUCAAAUAAUGAAAACAAUCUUAAAAAAUCUCAAACCAUUUCAAAUCCAAAAAAAAGAAAAGUUAGACCUUUUGAAAAUAGAAAAUUAGAACAAAUGCAUCUUAUCAGAGACAAAGUACUUGAAACUUUAAAUAAAAUCAAUGAUCUAAUCGACUCAAUGAAGAAUGAAUCUGAUUUUGAAGAUAGUGACUAUGACAUUUAAAUAAUAUCAAUGAUAUAACAUAAUAAUAAUAAUAAUUAUAUAUAAAAAAAAAAAUUCAUAUAAAAAAUACAAAGGAGAAUCAAUUAUAAUAUUAAAAUGUAUAUAUAAAACUAAUAUUAUAAAACUUAAUAAUAAUUUAGAAUAAAAACAAAAAAAAUAAGUAACACUAAAAAAGCAAAAAAAAAAAUUGUAAAAAAAAAAAAAAACAUAUUAAUUUAAAAAGAUAUAUAAUAAUAAUCUUUUCUUUUUUUAUUUUUUACAUUUUUAAAAAAACAAUAAAACUAAAUAUAAAUUUUAUAAUUUUUUAUCU